AUGGAAGGUGUUGAAAAGCCACAAGGGUCCGUCGUAAUCAUCGGAGCUGGUACUCAAGGUAGACGUCUUGCGCACAUGUGGUCAAGCCGAGGCGGCACCGUCCAUCUGGUAGAUCUCCAAGAGCAACAGCUCCAAGAUGGUCUGAAGUACGUGGAGCAACUUCGCGCGGAUGCUACAGACCAUGAAGGAGAUUGGGGGAAGGUUGAGACUUCCCAGCCCUCUUCUUUGCAAUCUACACUGGAAGAUGCAUGGCUCGUUGUCGAGUGCGUGCCGGAGAACUUGAAGCUAAAGCGAAAAGUGAUCGCUGAACUUGAUGAGCUUGCACCUGAAGGCACAAUCAUUGCUUCGAACUCGAGUAGCUACGGAAUCUUUGAGAUUAUCGAGGGCAUGAGCUUGAAAAACAACAACAGAGUUAUGAGCGCGCACUGCUAUUGGCCACCGGAGACAUCCGCAAUUGAAAUCAUGGGCCACAAGGAUAGCGAUCCAAAGCUGAUUGAUCUCGUCCUGGAGCAAUGUAAAGAACAUGGAUUCUCACCUUUCCACGUCAAAGAAAACUCUAUCGGCUACAUAUACAACAGAAUUUGGGCUGCUAUCAAGCGGGAGACUCUUCUCGCGUUGUCCGAAGGUGUUGCCACACCCAAAGAAAUCGAUGCCAUUUUCAAAGACGUCCUGAAGACGCCCAAGGGUCCAUGUGAACAGAUGGAUGUUGUCGGCUUGGAUGUUGUGUUGGAUAUUGAGAAUCACUACGCUGAAUCUCGGAGUGGUAUUCCUACAGAGCCGCGGGACUACCUUCGGGAGAUGAUUCAAGGUGGAAGUCUGGGCGUCAAGAAUGGCCGAGGAUUUUACGACUAUGAAGAACAAAAGAAAUGA
This is a messenger RNA of Penicillium egyptiacum, 870 nucleotides long. The record is from the annotation of a GenBank genome assembly. NCBI's taxonomy places the organism in Eukaryota, Fungi, Ascomycota, Eurotiomycetes, Eurotiales, Aspergillaceae.